UAGAAGGUGAAGAAUCUGGACCUAAGAAGAAGAAGCAGAAGGUUGCCCAAGAGAAGAGGCUUUACUCGGAGCUAAAAGGGCAUGUCUGGGUCAUCUGCAGCUGUAGACCACUACACCAGACCGAGGCAGAUAAAAGUUGCUAUAAUGUGGCUAAAUUCGACUCAUGCCAAGAUAAUGAGCUCAAGAUUAUAUUUUCUGAUUCUAAGAAAAGUUUGUACAAGUUGGAGCAUGUCUUCAAACCAGAUGACAACCAAGAGUUAGUAUGUAGAAAGAUCAAAGACAUUGCCACUUCAGUGCUGAACGGCUAUGAUAUAUGCAUAUUAGCAUAUGGCCAAGCUGGAACUGGGAAUACAUAUACCAUAGAGGGCACACCUGAACAUAGAGGAGUGAACUACAGGUGUCUGGAC
Messenger RNA from Linum tenue, 407 nucleotides. NCBI's taxonomy places the organism in Eukaryota, Viridiplantae, Streptophyta, Magnoliopsida, Malpighiales, Linaceae. The record is from the annotation of a GenBank genome assembly.